Messenger RNA from Hemiscyllium ocellatum (epaulette shark), 3515 nucleotides. RefSeq names its product POU class 2 homeobox associating factor 2 (gene pou2af2b). Lineage: Eukaryota; Metazoa; Chordata; Chondrichthyes; Orectolobiformes; Hemiscylliidae. Gene Ontology annotation, molecular function: DNA binding; POU domain binding. The record is from RefSeq and is a predicted model, not a curated record. Bases 67 to 969 code for a protein of 300 amino acids. The transcript has 5 exons.
AUUUUUGAAAAUAUUAAAAAAAGCCCAGAAGAGCUUUUGAACUAAUUCCAUCAAUUCUGCUGCAACAUGGAAACUAUUCACUCGGAACAUUCUAAACGUGUGUAUCAAGGAGUCCGCGUCAAGCACACUGUCAAAGAUCUCCUAGCAGAGAAAAGAUCCCGACAGACAAAUGUGUCCUUCAAGUAUAAUGCUGGAACUAACUCUUCUCAAACACCGGCUUACGUCCAGAUGUCUGGCUCCCAUGUAAUACCUGGCUAUUAUGGUGUAAGAAGGCCUUAUCUAUCAGAUUCUGAGCUAUCUCAUUGUCAUCCAUCUAAGCAGUACACUGCAGAUGUAUACUCAUCUUCUCUCAGUGGGAAGUCCCUUGGAUGUGAUCCACCGGGUGUCUCAGGGUAUCAACCCCUGUUUGACCCGUACUUCACUGAAACAUUUGGAGAUUACCGCACAUCAACGUUCCCAUCCAUGGCAAAUUCCAUUUUCACGCCACAGGCACCCCCACCUCUCAUUCCACCUUUUCCCAAUGAGUCAUCACAUUUUCUGCUGAGAGAUUCAUGGGAAAGUGUUCCAGACAGUGUCACACAGGGCGAAGGGCUUUGUGACUCCCUCCAGCAAAUGCAGGCAACUGUGAGUAAUUGUCAAUCUUCACACGACCAUGGCCACUCUCUGCCUUGUCUUGACUCCAGCUCUCCAACUCAGUACAGGAGUACCAACCGGAGCAACAACAUGUCUCAGCCGUAUCCACUUCACCCACUAGAGGAGAUGCACUUUGCCUCCAGUUACCAGGCCGCCUCAGCAUACGGAUGUGCUCCUUUUAUGACUGUACCAUCGGAACUAGCUGCCAAGGUGGUCCAUCUCUCACCUGAAGAAUCUUCUGACAUAACAACCACUUCAAUGCAUGAUGUCUCCUCUUGGGGAAAGGAAGACACCAGCAAUACCUGGCCUUUGUAUGAAGUCAGACGGACUUAUUAAAAUAUCUCAUGUGGCAAUUACAUUGUAUAUUUAGCUGGAGGAAGGGCCGUGUAUGUGCUUUUUCACGCUGUUGUGUGCUUAUCAUAGGAUGAAACUAUCAAAAUAAUUCAUUUCUAAUUUUGCAAUGGCAAAGGAUUGUCAGACAAUUGCUAUCUAUUUCACUUAGUUGUAGUGUGUACUAUCUAUAUUUAAUUGGAAAUGAGGAAAUGCAACUCAAGCAUUCAUUUCAACUUUGUUAAAGCUGGCCAUUGACAGAAUAUAAGUUAGUGAGCUGUGGUUUGUGACAAGGUAAAAAGAUAAAAAUUGCCCGAAACGUCGAUUUCGCUGCACCUUGGAUGCUGCCUGAACUGCUGUGCUCUUCCAGCACCACUAAUCCAGAAUGUGGUUUGUGACAGUUAGCCAACUGAGUAACAUCUGGGUGAAUGCACUUGGUAAAUGAGAAUGUUUAGAAUUAAGAGAGAUUCGUGGGAAAGGAGUAGAUCAUAAACUCCUCGAAUCUGUUCUACCAUUCAAAAUGGCUAAUCUUCCUAUUAAUUCUUCUCUCUCCAUAUAUUUCCUUGAGACAUCAAACAUCUCAAUUUUGGACAAGAGCAAUCACAAGCCUAUCAGGUAGAAAAUGUUGAUUUAUAACUCUGAGUGGUGACCUUUCUCUUUGGCUCAGAUCCCCUACCCUAAACUUUUGCUUCCAUGCUCUAGAUUCACAGGAAACAACCCAUCUGUCUGCAUUAUCCAGCCUUUCAGAAUCUUAAAUGCUUCAAUGAGAUCACCUCACUUACUUGGCCUCAUGUCACAGAGUUUAUUUAGAGGGAGAGAAGAUUGGUUCAAGCCGGUUUCUAUCCAACAUACCAAGAAAAGGGGUGACAGUUCCCAAGUCCCCUCCCACUGCUUCUCAUUCAAGCCUCUGCCAGAUACUGAUAAUAUGGACCCCACAAAGAAAACAAAGAAAUCUCAUUGGAGUGAUUGACAGUUUCAAAAUUUGAACUUAACAAUCAUAAUGGUGCCAAAAGUCUAAUCUCUUUGGUAGCACUCAGAGACAUUCUUCUAUGAGUAUAUACAUAGAAAAUCUUAUAAUAAAGUUGGAAAACUGUUAUAACUCCAAGUCUCUUUAAUACUGUGGCUCUUAGUAAGACCAGUGCAGAAAGUAAAGAUUGAAGCAAGUACAGCUGAUAUUUAAUUAUGUCCCAUGCUUCUUUACACAAGUGAACAUACUGUGACCAUACACGCUGCACAUAGAGGGUUCUCAGUGCUUAAUGAAUUAUAUUUGUGAACACAAAGCAUGCACAUAGCUGUAUUCAGAUACCAUGACAGACACUGACCAUGAUGCCCAGGUGACUUAUAACCAUUUCCAGGCUAUUAUGAGGUUGUAGUCUUGACAUUUGUCAACAUGUUGCUAUAUAUUUUCAUAAAGAUACUGUAGGUAAUCUUGUUUAAUUGCUAGCUUUAUUUUGAUGUUGGAGUGUAGGAGGGUAGAUGCCAGUUAAUUGAACCUUGUAAAAUGUUGACUUUUACGCAGAAGUGCUAUUGACAUUGAUAUGGUCACUACAAGCAUCCACAGUAGUUGAUACCAAUGAGUAACAUAUUAGUAAUUUAGAGAUGCCGGCUAGGUGAAUAUAUGGAAUAUAUAUCCAAUGACACAUUAUUUUCUGUUUUUUUUUAAGUAAAUGUUUUAACUGUAUGUUUUAUGUAUAAUUAUUAUUGCUAAAACAGUUCAACACUGGGUCUGUAAUUGUAGGGAGACCAUGGAUAUGGGAAAUGGUAAAUGUUUCAUUAGUGAAAUAAUUGGUGACCUUCUGUGGUUAUGGCAAGGAGAAUGGAACUUGAGCUACCACAUAACCAUGUUAUAGCUAAUUUGAAAGUGCUUGUUGCUGACAUUGGUUGUAAAUGUAGGAACACAGGGGUAGGAGUGGCUCAUUUAGCACCAUGAGUCUGCUGUAUCAUUCCAGAUCAUGCUGAUUGUUCAUCUGGGGUGGUGAAGGUAUAUGCAAAAUAUUAUGUGGAACUGAAUUAUAAACAUAACAUUUUGUGUGCAUUCACAUGUAAUUGUCCAGAAUGAUAGUUUUUACAUCCACAAAAAGAUUGGGAUGAGAUUAAAUCACUAGCAAAUUGUACAUUUUAGCCAAUUUUAGGUGUAAUUUUGCUGUAACAUAGGUUCCCACUUUUCUAUUUUCUGGUUUAUAUUGGAUUUUCAGCAUCUGCACUAAUUUGCUCAUUGGUGAAGCUCUCAACCACCCAUUUUGACCAACGACAAUUGUUAAUUUGAUCGAUUCGCCAUGGCCACAGUCAUUCUCCAUUAAACUACCCAAAAUGUCACUAGCUGAACGUAAGAUUUCACUCCCAAGCUAGAGAACUAAGCCAUGCCAUCUGUAAUAAUAAGCUCUAAAUUGAGGGUAUGACUAAUGAUGAAUCAAAUCUCUCUUGUACCUGUUGGAAUCUGAAUGGUCACUUUCAGAUGUUCCCUGCCUAUUGUCUGGCUGGAAUUACUUUGAAGGUUCACCACUAGUUUUAAUUCCUCACUCCUGUUUGUUUACUGCAGUUAUGAAUUAGAA